AUGGAAGUCUGGCGAAGCGAAAAGUCCGCGAUGCAUGCUAGGUUCGAUGAAACUCGAGGUGACACUCAAUCGUUGUUCCAGAAGAGACCCUUGCCUGAUGAACUCAUUAAGUACAGCGCUAAUGACGUUAUGCAUCUACCUGCUCUGUACCGAGCAUAUCGUGUUCCUCUGAGGCAUAGGCUUUGGCAGAUGGUGGAGACACAAUCCCGCGUGAGGAUCGAAGACUCUCAAAAACCAGAAUACAAUCCACAAGACAGAAAUAAGCGCAAGGGCCCACGACGCAAUUACAACCGAUCGAGACGUGGGCAGCCACUAAAUCGACUCUUUGGAGACCUCACUUCGGCCAGACCUGAGAGACAGGAAGAAGUGUUCGAGACCAGCAUAGUGGUUCCUUCAGGGAACAUUAAGCCUGAUUCUGGUCGAGGCACAGAGCCUCUGCGAUAUCAACCAGUCACCUUUGUCAAGGCAGAAGAUCCCAAGCUAAAGAAGAAUGUGAACAAAAAGAAGAAGGCAAGCAAUGUAGGCCAAGGAGCAACACCAGCAAUGGAGACCUAUCACGAAGACCUGGACUGGGCACUUUGCGAUAAGGAUUGCGGGUGGUGUGGGCAUUGCUAUAAUUGA
Messenger RNA from Lithohypha guttulata, 621 nucleotides. RefSeq lists its product as uncharacterized. The transcript has a single exon. The record is from RefSeq and is a predicted model, not a curated record. Gene Ontology annotation, molecular function: nucleic acid binding. NCBI's taxonomy places the organism in Eukaryota, Fungi, Ascomycota, Eurotiomycetes, Chaetothyriales, Trichomeriaceae. Bases 1 to 621 code for a protein of 206 amino acids.